AAUUUGUCAGUUUGUCUGUAUGUGCCUGAGCUGUAAUCUCUGACUCAGAAAUUUUCAAAGACUAAGAGGGAAAUUUGCUGAAUUCUGAGACGACAUAAAAAGGGCAAAGGAAACAUCUUCUGCUUCUUCUUUCCCUUCUUUCUUCUUCUUUUUCUUCUUCUCAGGCUGAUAGUUCAGUUCUUUUCUGUUUCAAAUUCUUCAGAUUUUAUGAAGAUGGCUUUUUCAGGGACGACCCAAAAGUGCAAGGCCUGUGACAAGACCGUUUACUUGGUUGAUCAGCUUACUGCUGAUAACAAAGUCUACCACAAGGCCUGCUUCAGGUGCCACCAUUGCAAAAGCACUCUUAAGCUGUUCAAUUACUCCUCAUUUGAAGGUGUAUUGUAUUGCAAACCUCACUUUGAUCAGUUGUUCAAGAUGACUGGAAGUUUGGAGAAAAGUUUUGAAGGUACUCCAAGAACCAUUAGAACAGACAGGUCUACCAAUCAGGUUCAAACAAAUAGCAAGGUGUCCAGUUUAUUUGCUGGAACUCAAGACAAAUGUGUUACUUGCAAGAAAACCGUUUAUCCAAUUGAGAAGGUGGCAGUAGAUAGUAAAUCAUACCACAGAUCUUGCUUCAGGUGCUCACAUGGAGGAUGUGUGAUUAGCCCAUCGAACUACAUAGCACACGAAAGUCGUCUAUAUUGUAGACAUCAUCACAACCAACUCUUCAAACAGAAGGGGAAUUUCAGCCAACUUGACAAGCAUGAAGAGAUUGCAAGUGACUGAGAAAUGAGAACACAGCAGAGUAAAACUUGGUGUCAGAUUCAACUGUUAUAACGUGCACGAGAAGUGGAUAAAGUUACAAUUUUCUUCGAUACUUACAGGUUCGGGUUUGCGAUUCUAUAGAGUGUACUUAUAUCAAUAAUUUUUUUGAGUGUGAGCUGAAGACCUUACAUAAGCACUUCAGAAAAUCUGUGAUGUUUUGUUAUCCUAUUCAAUUGAGACUUGAAGCCGUUUUCAAUAUUUUUUGUUUCUAUGUGAAGUGACUGCUUUGUUUCA
Molecule: messenger RNA, 1038 nt
Organism: Momordica charantia (bitter melon)
Lineage: Eukaryota; Viridiplantae; Streptophyta; Magnoliopsida; Cucurbitales; Cucurbitaceae
Product: LIM domain-containing protein WLIM1
Source: RefSeq, a predicted model, not a curated record